Messenger RNA from Penicilliopsis zonata CBS 506.65, 2301 nucleotides. RefSeq lists its product as hypothetical. Gene Ontology annotation, cellular component: nucleus; cytosol. Gene Ontology annotation, biological process: protein quality control for misfolded or incompletely synthesized proteins; glycoprotein catabolic process; carbohydrate metabolic process. Gene Ontology annotation, molecular function: peptide-N4-(N-acetyl-beta-glucosaminyl)asparagine amidase activity; carbohydrate binding. The transcript is spliced from 5 exons. Bases 1 to 2301 code for a protein of 766 amino acids. NCBI's taxonomy places the organism in Eukaryota, Fungi, Ascomycota, Eurotiomycetes, Eurotiales, Aspergillaceae. The record is from RefSeq and is a predicted model, not a curated record.
AUGGUGUCCCGUAAUGCCUUGCUCGCAGUGCCGCUUCUCCAGGCUGUCGCUGUGUCUGCUUCCAACGUGGACUAUACGUCCCAUGUAAAUGUCUUUUGGGGCGCCUCCACCACGGGCAAUGACUUCCCUGGUGCCUCCCGUCCCUGGGGGAUGGUCAAGAAUGGCCCAGAUCUAUGGGUUGACGGCACCGAUUCCUACUCGGGCUUUCUAGUCAACGGGAACUUCUCGGGCUUCAGCUUGAUGCACGAGCAGGGUACCGGUGGUGCCCCCAAAUACGGCACCGUCUCGCAACUGCCACUCCUUGGAAACGUGAGCCAGCCCCUGUCCAACCUGACCAUUGGUCGGUCUGGCACCGAUCACGGCUCUGUCGGUUACUACAACGCCACUACCGCACAGGGUGUGGAGGUGGAGCUUUCUGCUGCUGCUCGUGCUGGAAUUUAUCGGUACACUUUCCCGGCCAAGUCGGAAGCACAUGUGUUGGUCGAUGUCUCGCAUGUUUUGCCCUCUUAUAGGGGAAUGAACCUCAGCCAGCAUUAUGAAGGUGGCAGUAUCCGAGUCUUCUCCGACGGCCAUUAUGAAGGGCAUGGUACCUAUAACAACGGAUGGAACGAGGCUCCUAACUGGACUAUUUACUUCUGUGGAUAUUUUGACACGCCAGCCACCAAGAAUACCACAUACUCUGCCACCGAAAAAACGGGCAGUAUCGCGCAGCCCAAUGGAUAUGCAAGUUCAACUGACCGUGCCAUUCGGGUCGGUAGUCUGUUUACAUUUAGAAACGUUACACAAGUCACGUCUCGUGUGGGCAUCUCUUGGAUGUCUACCGAGAAGGCUUGCAAGAACCUCCACGAUGAGAUUCCCAAAGGCACAAGCCUUGAUACAGUGGUCAAAGAAGCCAAGGCUGAGUGGAAUGACAAAAUUCUGUCCAAGAUCACCAUCAACAGUACCAACGAGACUAGUCUCUCUCUGUUGUAUUCAUCGCUGUACUUCAUGUCUUUGAUUCCCACCAACCAGACUGGUGAGAAUCCAGGAUGGAACUCGACCGAACCGUACUACCAGGACUUCUUCACAUUCUGGGAUCUCUUCCGCUGUAGUACUUCUCUCUGGCAUGUCUUGCAGCCCACGUUCCAUGAAGAGGUGAUUCGGUCGCUGAUCGAUAUCUGGCGCCAUGUGGGAUAUAUGCCCGACGCCCGCUCUUCCAAUUACAACGGCCGGAGCCAGGGCGGAUCCAAUGCAGACAACAUCCUCGCGGAUGCAUAUGUCAAGGGCGUCCGCGGUGCAGUCAACUGGGACGAUGGAUGGCAGGCCAUGGUCAAGGACGCUGAAAUCACCCCACCCAACUAUCCAGUCGACUGGUUGGCUCCCGAUUCAUCCACCCAUGAUGGCCGCAGCGCCCUCCCUGACUGGAAGACUCUGGGUUACAUCACCACUCGGUUUUCGCGUUCAGUCAGCCGAGCGGUGGAUUACGCAGCUAACGACUUCGGCCUGUACCAAGUGGCUCUGGGUAUGGAAAAAAAAGAUUAUGUUGAAAAGUACCUGAACAGAUCCCGCAACUGGAGGAACCACUGGAACCCAGAUGCGACCUCUCUAGGAUUCUCGGGAUUUGUGGUUCCUAUCAACGAGUCUGGAUUCAUGCCGUACAACAUGCUCACUUCUGACGGAUACUGGACCGACCCGUACUAUGAGGCCAGCGCAUGGGAGUAUUCGUGGACCGACGUGCAUGACAUGGCUGAGAUGAUUAAAAUGAUGGGUGGCCGUGAGACCACCAUCAAACGUCUGGAGACCAUGUUCAUUCCUGGAGCCGACGGUACCAGCGGCUCCAUCAUCUACGAUCCGACCAACGAGCCAACUUUCAAUGUUCCUUAUCUUUUCAACUUCCUUGACCGACAGGAUCUGUCCGUCAACUAUUCCCGCAGCAUUGCGAAGACCUACUACACGUCUGGAAUUGGGGGUCUCCCUGGCGAGAGUGACGCCGGCGCCAUGCAGACCUGGCUUCUCUGGAACAUGAUCGGUCUGUACCCUCUCACCGGCCAGACGACCUUCUUGAUCCACUCUCCCUGGUUCGAUUCGAUGACCAUUGAUCUCGGCGGCGGUAAAGAACUGAAGAUCACGUCCACGGGAGGCGAUGGAAACGGAGACUCCGACUUCUACGUCCAGAGCCUCAAGGUCAACGGCAAAGCAUGGAAAAAGAACUGGCUGACCUGGGAUGAUGUCUUCUCGCGAGGCGGCACCCUCGAAUUCGAGCUUGGUGCCACUGCCGUCAACUGGACUGACGGGGAGCUGCCUCCUAGCCCUGCGUCGUAA